UCAGCUGGAUGGGUUUUGAGCGUGAGGUUAGUUUGAAAACAAACUAUCUGUUGCAGAAGCUUUCUCAUCGAAUUUGUUUUUUUUUUCGUAUGAAUAUUUGUUUCAUUUUUCCAUCAUAGAAUGGACUUUCCGACCGAGAUAAUUGAAUACAUAUACUCCUUCUUAUCGUUCUCUGAUAAACUCCGAGCUACGGAAGUUUCUUUGCGAUGGAGAGCUAUAUUUGAGACGAUUAUUUUCAAAAAAUUACUAUUGAAUAUUAACCAAGAGAUUGUAACGUCAAAAAAUGAAAGCCUGUCUACCAUCAUACAGUGUAUUGCUAGAACCGAAAGAGCAUAUCAGCAUAUCACUAUUGCGAACGUGGACUUCAAGAAAUUAGAUCGAUCAACCGAGAUCCAAUUUAAUGUUUUCUUCACAAAUAUUGGAUUUUCUGUAAAGGAGUUGACAUUGAAAAAUUGUCAUUUCACAACUGAAAAGCUUUACCAAAUUGCAAGUACGGUGAAACAGAUUCAAACAAUAAAUUUCGACUGUUGCAAUGUUGAUUAUGAUGCAAAUUUGGUACCUGGAAUACGUCCAGUACUAGAUAACUUGAAGACAAUAGGUCUCCAUGAUACAAUGGAUGAAAACCAUGUGAUAGAUUUAUUAGGCAACUGUAACUCGCCCAAUAUAGAAUUGUCCAUUAACGAUAGUUACAUUGAAGACAAAAUGAAAAUUAUCACUGAAUAUGGAGAUAGAAUAAAAUAUUUAUCCUGCAAAGUUUAUCAUACCUUCACAAUUCAGACACUACUCAAUCGUUCGGAUUUGAAAUUACGCACGCUUCAACUGCAACGAAAACCACUUGGUGGAUUGUAUAUCCGCCCAUUAGAUGCACAAUUUAAGCAUCAGGACAACCUACGAGAAUUGCGCCUUGAUCCACCAAUUUCCAUUUCGAUGCUGGUAGAAAUUUCUAAGAGUCUGGUUUCUUUAGAAUUUCUCUCAGUAGAGGUUGACACUAUCGGAAGCAUGCUUAAGGAAAGCAUAACCUGGCUAAAUUUGAAGAUGUUACAUCUCUCGGUUCGAAUGGAAAUAAAUGAGAUAUUUGAGCAAAUGGAAUUUACAAAAUUAGAAGAACUAGAGUUACACACCGAAGAAAUGAUUGGCAUGUUACUGCAAAAUGUAUACAAAAAAUGUAGAAUGUUGAAAAGAAUUGGAUUAUCAGCGUUAUCAUUGGCGUAUUGCAAUAGAAUUUUGGGCUCAAUCAAUAUGCACCUGCCAAAACUCGAAGCGAUCGACAUUCAAUGUAGUUCUCGAACUACUUUCGUUCCGUUGUUCGAUUCGAUAAAAUCACUAGAACAGCUGACGUCAAUAACAAUAUGUUUCUGCAAUGCGAUAACUGACCAAACAAUUAUGCAUAUAAACAUACCGUUCCUUCGCUCGUUUAGCAUAACAGGGAAUAGAAAGAUAUCGCGAACAGGACUUCAGAGACUAUUCGACAACUGCCCUAGAAUAAAAACAUUAACGGUACGAGAUUGUACUCGCUUAAGUGAUGAGGCCGUAAAGAUUAUUUCAACGCAAGUUCAGCUUGAGUAUUUGGACAUUAAUGAAUCUCCGGAAAUAACGAUAAACAGCAUUCGCUACAUCAUGGAUAAUUUGAUACAUUUGAGAGAAUUGAAGAUCGAUAACUGCAAACGUAUCUUAACGCUAUGGCGCUCAGCCCCUCAAUUCAUUCAAAAUAUACACUCCCUGAGGAGAUACUACAACACGUAUCCGGAAUUCUUCUAUUAUCAUCUUUCCGAUGAACCAGUUGAUGAUAAAUUCACUGAUGAUAACAGAGAUUUCUACGAUUACGAGGAUCUCGCCUCGGAGGAAUCAGAAGACAGCUUAUUCGAAGAAUAUGUUCGCUAUAAAGAACAAAUAGAGCAAGAUGAUCCCAAUGAGGAACAAAUGGACAACAGGAAUAACGCAGAAAUCAUCGUUUUAAGUGACGAUGACUGAUCCUAUAAAUGUGUUCAUAUAUUAGAAAAAUCGAAAAUGAAUCUGAAAUACAAUACAAUAAAAACA
This is a messenger RNA of Toxorhynchites rutilus septentrionalis, 2037 nucleotides long. Its product is annotated as F-box/LRR-repeat protein 2-like. NCBI's taxonomy places the organism in Eukaryota, Metazoa, Arthropoda, Insecta, Diptera, Culicidae. The transcript is spliced from 5 exons. Bases 121 to 1971 code for a protein of 616 amino acids. Gene Ontology annotation, molecular function: protein binding. Gene Ontology annotation, biological process: SCF-dependent proteasomal ubiquitin-dependent protein catabolic process. The record is from RefSeq and is a predicted model, not a curated record. Gene Ontology annotation, cellular component: SCF ubiquitin ligase complex.